CACAGUGUACUCCAACUUCUUCCAUAAAAGCAAAGACAUCUCCUCGUCUGAGAAGUAAGAAACCAACAACAUUCUAUUAGCACUAAAAAGAAAAAGAAAACAAAAGAGAAAAUGGAGGCUGAGAAAAACCCACCGACGACAACAACGACGACGGAGAAGAAACCGGAGCAAGUAGCUAAAAACGACGUCGAUUUGCCUACAAACAGUCCUUACGUGGACGAAUCUGGUACCUUGGAAGAUUACAAGAUGAAAGCUUAUGGAGCUAAAGGCCACCAAGAAGUUAAAGCUGGUCUUGGUGGUGGAGCCACCGAUGCUCCUACUCCAUCAAGCGACGCACCUGCCGCCACGAAAGCUCCAUAAAAAACAAAUAUCUGUAAUAAUGGGAAAUUUUUUACGUCGGUAAAAAACCCCCAAAAUUGUAGCUUGUCCAAAUAACUGAUUCAGCGUCGUUUUAUGGCUUAUGUGUUUUAAUUAAAAUGUAUUUGCGUGUGGUAUUGCGAAAAAUAAUUUGCGAGUUACAUGAGAUAUAAAUUAUCGUAUGUUUCGGACCAAAUGAAGUUGUAACGAUUUUUAUAAUAAAUAAAUUGUUAUUUUUAGUUCGAGGAGA
Messenger RNA from Eutrema salsugineum, 607 nucleotides. RefSeq lists its product as uncharacterized. The coding region runs from base 112 to 360 and encodes 82 amino acids. The record is from RefSeq and is a predicted model, not a curated record. NCBI's taxonomy places the organism in Eukaryota, Viridiplantae, Streptophyta, Magnoliopsida, Brassicales, Brassicaceae. The transcript has a single exon.